AAUUGAUGGUUUGACCAUUUUUUAAGUUCAGAAGUUGCGUUAAUCUAUAUGAUUUCUCCACUAAGUACUGCUUUUCAGUCUGUACUAAAAUUUUGCUUAGCCAAUUUUGUGGGACAUCUCCUCGUAUAUUGUCCCUCUCUUCUUCCCCUUUAUAUCGGUUUAAGUUUUCUUUUAUACUGAAACUUUACCUUCUCUUUUGAAUCUAGCGGUUGCUCCGAUGGCGGAAGAUGGGUUAGCACCGGUUAAGAGAAUUGGCAUGGUGCCUGAACGAGCCAAGUUGCACAUAGCCAUGACAGUGUUUCAGUUUGGUUAUGCGGGAAACCAUGUUAUCAUGAGAGGUGCUCUCAAUCUGGGCGUAAGCAAACUAGUCUUUCCUCUUUACAGAAACAUCAUAGCUCUCAUUGUGCUGCUUCCCUUCGCAUAUUUCCUAGAGAAGAAAGACAGGCCAGGAUUAACCCCCUCAUUUCUCAUACAAUUCUUUUUCCUUGGAUUUCUUGGAAUAACAUUGAAUCAAGGAUCUUACAUUUUUGGUUUGGACAACACCUCACCUACAUUCGCUUCUGCCGUAGAGAAUGCAGUACCUGCCGUAACCUUUAUCAUGGCCGCGAUUCUCGGAAUAGAGCAAGUACAGUUGACCCGGAAAGAUGGAAUAGCUAAGGUGCUUGGAACUCUUGUUUCUGUUGCUGGAGCUUCAGUCAUAACCCUAUACAAAGGACCAAUUAUUUAUAGUCCAAACCCAUCUUCAGAAAAAUCUGAUUUGUUGUUGGGAGAUACCAAAGAGAAGAAUUGGACCUUAGGUUGCAUCUGUCUCAUUGGUCACUGCCUGUUUUGGUCCAGCUGGAUAGUGUUGCAAACUCCUGUUUUGAAGAAAUACCCUGCUCGGCUCUCAGUCGUCUCCUAUAGUUGCUGCUUUAGUGUUAUGCAGUUUUUUGCGAUUGCAGCAUACUUUGAAAGAGAUUCACAAGCCUGGCAUAUUCACUCCGGCUAUGAACUCUUCAGCCUUUUUUACUCGGGAUUGGUGGCUUCAGCAAUGGCAUUCGCAGUACAGAUUUAUGUCAUUGACAGGGGAGGUCCAGUGUUUGUUUCAGCAUAUUUACCUUUACAAACAAUGCUUGUUGCUAUAGUGGCCACAGUUGCUCUUGGAGAAGAAUUUUACUUGGGAGGGAUUAUUGGAGCUUUGUUAAUUAUAGCCGGACUGUAUCUGGUUGUUCUGGGAAAGAAUGAGGAAAGUAAGUACAGCACAGAAAAGGUAGUUAUAAUCUCCUCAUUAUCUGACAACAAUGUGGUGGAGGGUCCAAGUAAAUCAUCACUCAUCCAACCAUUAAUUGAUUGUUGAGUGAGACUCAGAGAGGCCUCAGAUUUCACUUCCAACUUUUCAACAAAAUCUGUCAACAGCUCCUGGUUUCAAGUUACUUGCAAGUAACAAGAGCAGUUGAUUGUGAGCAGUGGCUUUUGAAAUCAAUUUAAAAAGAAGACCAUGUGAAGGCUCCAAUAUUUAGUUAAAAUCAGAGGUAGACAAGACAGGCGGCAAUUGGGCCUGUGAAAUAAUUUGAAAAGCAAAUAGUAAAUCGAUGGAUGUUGCAGACACCAUCCAUUGUUGCCUUUUCAGCGUAUAAAUAAUAAGAAUACCAAACGUCUUGACUUCUCCAAGUUCAGAGGGUCAUGCUGUUCAUUUAUGUGGCCUUGAAAAUGCGUGUGCGAGAAUACUUUAUGCAUUCAAUAGCUGUUUAGUAGUUCAUUACAAUUUUUUUAUAGAAUUCUCUCAACAGCAA
Pistacia vera is the source of this 1772-nucleotide messenger RNA. Its product is annotated as WAT1-related protein At3g53210-like. Bases 218 to 1336 code for a protein of 372 amino acids. Gene Ontology annotation, molecular function: transmembrane transporter activity. Lineage: Eukaryota; Viridiplantae; Streptophyta; Magnoliopsida; Sapindales; Anacardiaceae. The record is from RefSeq and is a predicted model, not a curated record. The transcript is spliced from 6 exons. Gene Ontology annotation, cellular component: plasma membrane.